Molecule: messenger RNA, 1026 nt
Organism: Polypterus senegalus (gray bichir)
Lineage: Eukaryota; Metazoa; Chordata; Cladistia; Polypteriformes; Polypteridae
Product: hypoxanthine-guanine phosphoribosyltransferase-like
Exons: 9
Coding region: 115-795 (226 amino acids)
Biological process (GO): GMP salvage; hypoxanthine metabolic process; guanine salvage
Molecular function (GO): magnesium ion binding; hypoxanthine phosphoribosyltransferase activity
Source: RefSeq, a predicted model, not a curated record
GCGAAAGUAAAAAUCUGCCUGUUGCUCACCGGCCGGCGCCUUUUUUUUUUUUUAAUCUGUAGCUGAAUGUGUUAUUAAACAGCAGGGUCCUGUGAGGCUCCGGCAUAACGAGGCAUGGAAACUUGUAACAAAAUCGAGGAGAAACAAGAGAGCGCCGCUUUUGUGAUUAAAGAUGGUUGGCCCGGCUACAGUCUGGAUCUGUUCACAUACCCUCAACAUUACUGUGAUGAUCUGGAAUGUGUAUAUAUACCCCAUGGAGUGAUCCGGGACAGGACAGAGCGACUGGCAAGAAACAUCAUGGAUGACAUUGGUGACCAUGACAUUGUGGUCCUCUGCGUUCUGAAAGGUGGCUACAAGUUUUGUGCUGACUUGCUGGAUUACAUUAAAGUGCUGAGCCGCACGUCCAACCGCUCGAUUCCCAUGCGGGUGGAUUUUAUUCGACUUAAGAGCUACCGUAAUGAUCAGUCAACGGAGGCCAUGCAAAUCAUUGGAGGUGAAGAUCUUACCAUUCUGACUGGGAAGAACGUUCUCAUUGUAGAGGCUAUUGUCAAUACAGGCAAGACCAUGAAAACCCUUCUCAAUCAUGUGGAACAAUUCAAGCCAAAAAUGGUGAAGGUGGCAAGCUUGUUAGUGAAGAGAGCUCCUAGUGGUGGAGGAUAUUCUCCCAAUUAUGUUGGCUUUGAAAUUCCAAACUGUUUUGUCGUGGGAUACGCCUUGGACUAUAAUGAGUACUUCAGAGACCUCAAUCAUAUAUGUGUCAUCAGUGAAAAGGGAAAACUGAAGUACCGGAUCUGACCGCCUCUCUGACGACGUCCACCUUUGACUACCGAAACACAGCAGAGGAAGACUGUGGACUACAGCCCAGCCUGUGUUAUUCACGCCGCACUCCCCUGGCCCCCGUCUACGUGAAUGACCACCACCCUCCUUUACUUUCGGUGUGUUUGGGUCCCACUUUUGUGCCGACUUAAUCUUAUGGGAUUGUGGGGUUUGCUAUAAUGAAUGGGAUGACAUUUUGUAGCAAAUGUU